Messenger RNA from Sipha flava (yellow sugarcane aphid), 2154 nucleotides. Its product is annotated as HMG box-containing protein C19G7.04-like. Gene Ontology annotation, cellular component: nucleus. The record is from RefSeq and is a predicted model, not a curated record. Bases 263 to 2092 code for a protein of 609 amino acids. The transcript has 10 exons. Lineage: Eukaryota; Metazoa; Arthropoda; Insecta; Hemiptera; Aphididae.
GGUUAUAAUUUUUUUUUUUGUUCUAAUUAUCUAACUUUCUGAGGUGUUAACUACUAGCUUAACUCAACACUCGAAUAAUGUUAUCUAUUACUUAAAUGUCAUAAUGUUUUAUUAAAUUACAGUUUUAAAUAUAUUUAUAUAUUACGUAGUUUAAAUACAUAUAGAAAAAUAUUGAUGCCAAAAUAUUUAAACUUUUACAUACUAUUGUAGAAUUCCAAUUAUACUUUACCUAAAAUUAACAAAGUUCACGAAAUACUUAAAUAUGAUCAAAUCCAAGAAAUUUAAAAUGCAUAAAUUAAAACUUGGCAAGAAAAUGAAUGAAUCUAUAGAAAAUAUGUCUGACAAAGAAAAUGAUAUUUUUACUGAUUCUAGUUUAGAACUAUUUGAUACAUUGAAACCAAAAUUGAAAACCAAAAUAAAUUCUAAAAAUAACUCAAAGCAUGUUAUGCUUGAUACAAUUGAUUUAACUAAUGAAUCAUAUCUCGGAUUUGAAGAUAUUAAAAUAAAAAAAAAUAAAAAAAAGGAUUCUUUAAUAGUUUUUAAUAGCAAUUCAUCAAGGAAUGAAAUGAGUUCUAAUGAAAGUUUCAAAUCAGCUACAAAUUUACUUUUUAGCCCUAAUAAUAACUAUCAAGACCUUACAAAUGUUGAUACGUCACCUGUAAAACUUAUUAAUAGUAUUAAUUCUGAAAUUUCAUUAUCUGAUUCUAUUCAAAAUUUUUCUAAACUAGAAUGCAAUGAUACAAAUUAUGCAUUUAAUCAUGUAGAAGAUAUAAACUCUGAAUUUCAAAAUAAUUAUACUACACCUAAAGUAAAAAAUAAUCAAACUAGUGACCUCUCAGAAUCAGCAAAGCUAUUAGAUCGUAUAUAUGGAUAUGAGUGGCGACACAUUGAUGGAGUAAUAAAAGUUACUGACAAAAAACAUUUGAAUAAACAUUUUGAUGAAUUGAAUGAUGAAAAUGUCUCUAAUAAAAAUUAUAAUGAAAUUAAAAUUGUAUCUCCUGAAAUUCCUUCAAAAACUUCUAACAAUCUUCAUAAAAAGGAUAUCGAAAAUGAAGUCAAUAAUACUUCAAUAAUUUUAGAGAAUAUCAGUUUAUCAAAUGAUUCAGAUUAUUUAACAAAUAAAAAAAUAAAUAUUGAUUCUACUGCUGUAACUAGUUAUAAAAUUAACUUUAACAAAUCCAACACAUUUACUGAAGAUGAUGAUAAACAAUGUUCUUAUAUAGAAGCUAAGCUUUCUUUUUUGAGUUCUUUAUCAUGUUUUACUGGGUCAAUGAAAUGUGACCCUGCAGCUGAAAAAUACAAAAUUAAAUUUAAAAAAAAUAAAGAUGAUUUAGUUUCUGUAUUAUUUAAAUUAUUCAAUAAAGAAAUAUUUGACAAUAAGCUUCCAGCUGAUAUGAAUUUCAAAUGGAAUGCACGAUUAAGGUCAACAGCAGGUGCUUGUUUCAAUAAGCGUUUGGUUAAGAUAAAUGAAAAUUUAGACUGCGAAAGAAUUUCUCGCAUUGAACUUUCUUCUAAAAUUAUUGAUACAGCUGAAAGAUUAAGAGAUACAUUAAUUCAUGAACUUUGUCAUGCUGCUUGCUGGAUAUUUAAUGGCAUUUCUGAAGGGCAUGGACCAUCAUGGAAACGCUGGGCAAAUAAAGCUAUGAAAAAGUUUCCAGAACUUCCAAUUAUUAAAAGAUGCCAUAGCUAUGAAAUACAAACAAAAUUUACAUAUAAAUGUAUUAAGUGUGGCUAUAGUAUUGGACGUCAUUCAAAAUCAUUAAACAUAGAAAGAAAAAGAUGUGGAUAUUGCUAUGGAGAAUUUGAAUUAAUUGUAAAUAAAGCUAAUAAUCACAAGACUAUUAAUAAUUUACCAGAUAUGUACACAGAUCCAUUGAAACAAUUAUACAAUUUAAAUGACAUACAAUCUACACCAAAACCUGUCAAGAAACCAUCAAGAUUUGCUUUAUAUGUUAAAGAAAAUUAUGGCAGAGUGAAAAGAGAAAAUCCUUUAUCAAAGCAUGGUGAAGUAAUGAAAUUACUUGGCUCUCAAUAUGCAACAGCAAAAAUAUUAACUACUGAUGAAAUUUUUGACAAACUUCUUGAUAAUUAAGUAUCAAGACAUAAUAAUACAAUUUAAAAAUUUGAUAUGGCUUUUAUUGAUUUAAUACAAAC